UAUAAGAGCAUGAAAAGAUCUUAAAAGUCCACAAAAUGUGUGGUUCUCAAUCGUCUUUGCCUCUUUCUCUCUUGCUUACUUGGCAUUCCCACCCUUGUUUUUAAGCCGAACUCAAUUGGGCCUCUUCAGUCUUCUUCCCCUCUCCCUCCAUUUCAAUUCACCAACAGAACUGGAAUCAAUAUUUUCUGACAAAACAAACAAAAAGGUUCGGUUUAGUUAUAAAUAUCACUACAACAAGAUAUUACUCAGUCAUGUCUGAACUUAAGCUGUUCGGCAAGUUGAUUCCAUUGCUGACAUUAAGCCAGGAGGAUGAAGCUUUGGUCGAUGAUUGUUGUGACACAAAUCUUCUUUCUUCAUCUAGUUCUUUAGGUGCUGUUAAUUCUAAUCAUGGGAAUCAAGCUCAGCCUCCCAUGGAAGAAGACCAGGGGAAGCAUGAAGACGACGACAAUGGCAGGAUCCCUUUGUCUGAAAGGAAACAUUCGUCGCUAGAAAGCUCGAAGAACGAAGAGAAGACAUUAAAGAAGCCCGAAAGAUACUUCCGUGCCCACGGUGUAAUAGUAACGAAACCAAGUUUUGUUACUACAACAAUUACAACGUGAACCAGCCCCGUCAUUUCUGCAAAAACUGUCAGAGAUACUGGACCGCCGGUGGAGCCAUGCGGAACGUUCCGGUUGGCGCCGGCCGUCGUAAAACCAAGAGCUCUUCUUCUUCUGCCGCUUUGCAUUACCAUCAUCAUGUUAUGAUCUCCGAAGCUAUCCUAGGAGCUCAAGCCGGUGCUGUUCUCACAUUUGGUAAUCCUUCUCAUUUGCCUCCGCCGCCGCCACCGACUCUAUACCGUCCCGGCUUUCCGGCAAGCUUCUACUUGCCGUCCCUGGGGAAACAUUCCAGGGACGAAAAAGGAAGUGUUAAACCAGAAAACGGACCUUCGAAUUCGAAAGCUUUGAGGAUAGAUGAUACUGACGAGAGUGCAAAAAGCUCAAUGGUGUCUGCCCUCAUGAUCAAAACCAACACCACCAUGAAUUCAGGAGGUAUCUUCAACGGCUUCCGAUCAAAAACCAGUAACGACGACAGAAAUUAUCGACUGAGAACAUUCUCGGUGCUGCAAGCGAACCCGGCAGCCCUAUCUCGAUCACUCAACUUCCAUGAAAACACAUGAAAGAAGGAGAUGACAAUAUAGCUAAUAGCAUGAGUGGUACAACUUGUAAAUUAAAUCAUAUUCUGAUCUGAAUCAUGUAUUGCUAUAUAAAUAUUCUAAGCAC
Hibiscus syriacus is the source of this 1259-nucleotide messenger RNA. RefSeq names its product cyclic dof factor 3-like. The record is from RefSeq and is a predicted model, not a curated record. Gene Ontology annotation, molecular function: DNA binding; DNA-binding transcription factor activity. The coding region runs from base 656 to 1156 and encodes 166 amino acids. Gene Ontology annotation, biological process: regulation of DNA-templated transcription. NCBI's taxonomy places the organism in Eukaryota, Viridiplantae, Streptophyta, Magnoliopsida, Malvales, Malvaceae. The transcript has 2 exons.